Molecule: messenger RNA, 1577 nt
Organism: Sesamum indicum (sesame)
Lineage: Eukaryota; Viridiplantae; Streptophyta; Magnoliopsida; Lamiales; Pedaliaceae
Product: E3 ubiquitin-protein ligase PUB23
Biological process (GO): protein ubiquitination
Molecular function (GO): ubiquitin protein ligase activity
Source: RefSeq, a predicted model, not a curated record
CCUUUCAACUCCUUUCAUAAACAAAUUCAGCACCUUCAAAACUUUCUUCAAUUUCUCAUCAGAUUAAACCUAACAAUUACCUCUCAUUCUCUUAUUGUUCAUCACUUGUUUUAAUUUCUUGCCUAAAGGCAUAUAUAAGCAUCCGAAUCUUGAUCUUCUUCUCCAUUAAUGGCUGAAAUCGAGGUUCCCCCCUAUUUCCUCUGCCCCAUUUCUCUCGACAUCAUGAAAGAUCCGGUGACGGUAUCAACAGGCAUAACCUACGACAGGGACAGCAUCGAAGAAUGGAUCUUUUCUCAGAGAAACAACACUUGCCCCGUAACGAAACAGCUUCUUGUCGACCCGGAAUUGACUCCCAACAUCACUCUCCGACGGCUCAUCCAGUCCUGGUGCACCCUCCACGCCUCGCACGGCGUCGAGAGGCUGCCGACCCCGAAAGCUCCCGUCAGCAAACCCCAGCUUAUGAAGCUUCUCAAAGAUGCAAACUCCCCCCAGAAGCAAAUCAAAUGCUUAGAAACACUUAAAUCCAUGGCUUCUCAGAAUCAAACCAACAAGAGGUGUAUGGAAGCAGCUGGCGCAGUUGAGUUCUUGGCUUCGUUGGUUGUCAAGAAAGCCCUGGAAGCCUCUCGUGGUGAAGAUUCAGAAUUUGAUCUAUCUGAUUCGAGAAAAGCCUGUGAUGAGGCCUUGAGCGUUCUUUACAGUCUCCAGUUAUCAGAAUCUGGCCUGAAAGCCCUCAACAACAGCGAAUUCAUCGAGUCCUUAACUCUUGUCAUGCAAUCCGGGAGCUACGACUCACGAGCUUAUUCCGUCAUGCUACUGAAAUCAAUGCUGGAGGUAGCUGAUCCCUGUUUGCUGAUCAAUUUACGACCCCAAUUCUUUGCAGAAUUAGCUCAAAUUUUGAACGAUCAAAUCUCACAAAAGGCCUCAAAGGCAACGCUCAAAGUACUAAUCAUUGCCUGUCCAUGGGGGAGGAAUAGAAUCAAAGCAGUAGAAUCAGUGCCUGUACUAAUAGAUCUCCUGCUCGAUUCUUACGACAAAAGGGCCUGCGAAAUGAUGCUGACAGUGUUGGAUUUGCUGUGCCAGUGCGCUGAGGGGAGAGCCGAGCUGCUGAAGCACGGCGCUGGAUUGGCCAUUGUUUCAAAGAAGAUUCUAAGGGUUUCUCAGGCAGCAAGCGAAAGGGCUGUCAGGAUCUUACAUUCAGUUUCCAGGUUUUCGGCAACUCCUAGAGUCUUGCAGGAGAUGUUGCAGAUUGGGAUUGUUGCGAAAUUGUGGUUGGUGGUUCAAGUUGAAUGUGGAUCCAAGACAAAGGAAAGAGCCAGGGAAAUGCUCAAAGUACAUGCCAGGGCCUGGAGGGACUCCCCUUGCAUUCCCAAGAAUCUCAUUUCUUCAUAUCCAUCUUCAUAAGACAUUCAAGUGAUGGAUAUUACAAUAGAGACUAAUCGAUUAAUUGUAUACAUGCUUGUUAAUUUCAUACCUGUGAAUAGACCUUCGGUUCAGUUAGAAGAUGACAGAAUAUUGUUGUUGUCGACAAAUCGAUUUUGUUCGUACUAAUUUAAAAUUGUAGGAAAUUGAAAGUUCAA